Messenger RNA from Acanthopagrus latus (yellowfin seabream), 2172 nucleotides. It is a transcript of the gene slc5a9, whose product is annotated as solute carrier family 5 member 9. Bases 107 to 2074 code for a protein of 655 amino acids. Gene Ontology annotation, molecular function: D-glucose:sodium symporter activity. Gene Ontology annotation, biological process: transmembrane transport. Gene Ontology annotation, cellular component: plasma membrane. The transcript is spliced from 14 exons. The record is from RefSeq and is a predicted model, not a curated record. NCBI's taxonomy places the organism in Eukaryota, Metazoa, Chordata, Actinopteri, Spariformes, Sparidae.
AGGUUUACCAGCUGGGUAGACAAACAAUAAGUGUGAGGAGCUCAUACAUAGGAGAAACACGGAAUAUCUAUGUGAAGUAAACACAUUUUGGAAGAUCGGAAUCAACAUGUAUGCCAGUGUGACUACAGACGGCAGCUCUGCUGGCUUCAGUACCGCAGCACCUCCAAGCAAAGACCUCGGAGUGGAAGUUGCUGACAUUGCAGUGGUUGUCAUCUACUUUAUCAUUGUCAUGGUGGUUGGAAUCUGGUCAUCAGUGAGAGCCAAUCGCAGCACUGUGGGCGGGUACUUCCUGGCUGGCCGUUCAAUGACCUGGUGGCCUAUUGGAGCCUCUUUGAUGUCCAGUAAUGUCGGCAGUGGUUUGUUUAUUGGUCUAGCGGGAACAGGCGCAGCUGAAGGCAUCGCUGUUGGAGGAUUUGAAUGGAAUGCAGCUUGGGUCCUGGUGGCUCUGGGAUGGAUUUUUAUUCCCGUCUACAUCUCUGCUGGUGUGGUGACCAUGCCUGAAUAUCUGGCCAAACGCUUUGGAGGCCACAGGAUACGCAUAUACAUGUCCGUUUUGUCACUCAUCCUAUACGUUUUCACCAAAAUAUCUACAGAUAUCUUUUCAGGGGCGUUGUUCAUCCAGAUUUCGUUUGGCUGGGAUCUCUAUCUGUCCACAGGCAUACUGCUGCUGGUCACUGCCAUUUAUACAGUGGCAGGUGGUUUGGCAGCAGUGAUCUACACUGAUGUCCUCCAGACUUUGAUCAUGGUUGUGGGAUCCUUUGCACUAAUGUUCAUAGCAUUCUCCAAAGUUGGAUGGUAUGAGGGCCUUGUGGAGCGUUACAUGUCAGCUGUACCCUCAGUGACUGUGACCAACACUACCUGCCACCUACCUCGCAAUGACGCCUUCCACUUGUUCAGAGACCCAGUGUCAGGGGAUUUACCCUGGCCAGGUCUGCUAUUUGGGCUCACCGUACUGGCUACAUGGGUCUGGUGCACAGAUCAGGUAAUAGUCCAGAGGUCUCUGUCAGCCAAGUCUUUGUCUCAUGCCAAAGGAGGGAGUGUGUUGGGAGGCUACCUCAAACUGCUGCCCAUGUUCUUUGUUGUCAUGCCAGGCAUGAUCAGCCGAGCACUGUUCCCAGAUGAGGUAGCCUGUGUGGAUCCAGCAGUGUGUCAGAGAGUGUGUGGAGCUUCGGUUGGCUGCUCCAACAUCGCCUACCCUAAACUGGUGGUGGAACUAAUGCCUGUGGGUCUUCGUGGUCUGAUGCUAGCAGUCAUGUUAGCUGCUCUGAUGUCAUCUCUUACUUCCAUAUUUAACAGCAGUUCCACUCUGUUUACUCUGGAUCUCUACCAUCGAGCCAGGCCUAAAGCAUCAGAGAGGGAACUCAUGAUUGUUGGAAGGUUGUUCAUCCUGGUCUUGGUGUGUGUUAGUCUGUUGUGGAUUCCAGUCAUCCAAACAGCUAAUAGUGGACAGCUAUUUGAUUAUAUCCAGUCAGUGACCAGCUUUCUAGCGCCACCCAUUACUGCUGUAUUCCUGAUGGCUAUCUUCUGGCCACGUGCCAAUGAGCAGGGGGCAUUCUGGGGUCUGAUGUCUGGACUAGUGGUUGGACUGAUCCGCAUGGUUCUGGAGUUCUCCUAUCAAGCUCCUUCCUGUGGUCAGCCUGAUCAUCGACCUGCUAUCCUGGCAAAUGUCCACUACCUGUACUUUGCUCUUAUCCUGAUGGCUCUCACCUGCCUUAUCAUUGUUGCCGUCAGCUUGGCUACUGCCCCGAUACCUAAAGAACACCUGCACAGGCUGACCUGGUGGUCCAGAUACAGCCAGGAGCCCCGGAUUGACCUCUCAGGUCCCCAGGUGACCUCCAACCCGGUUCUUUCUGACCUCAGCCCUGACUCUGACAGUUUGUCAGGUUCCUGGUGGUGCAGAGCUGCUCUGCGGCUCUGUGGUCUGACUGGUUCAAGCUCGGAGUCUCUAUCUCCAGUAACUGAAAGCAGUGAACUAAACUCCCUGCAGGAGGAGCCACUCUGGAGACAAGUCUGCAAUGUUAACGCCUUGCUGCUCCUGACCGUUAAUGUGUUUCUGUGGGGAUACUUUGCCUAAUGUGCAGGUUAAGUGUGCAACUGAUGUACUGGAUUGCCAUUCUUUUGUUAAACAAUGAGUGAAUAAAAUAAAUGGCUUGCCUAGAUGUUGGAUGUUAA